Menidia menidia (Atlantic silverside) is the source of this 555-nucleotide messenger RNA. The record is from the annotation of a GenBank genome assembly. Lineage: Eukaryota; Metazoa; Chordata; Actinopteri; Atheriniformes; Atherinopsidae.
AUGGGGAAAAGAUACUAUUGUGACUACUGUGAUCGGUCCUUUCAGGACAACAUGCAUAACAGGAAGAAACAUCUGAAUGGAGUUCAGCAUCACAGAGCGAAAAAAGCCUGGUUUGACCAGUUCCGAGAACCAUCAUUUGACUUUCUUUCCAAAGACUCUGCAGCUAUUCUGUAUGACGAGCAAUUGAAGAAACCAUGUCGGAAGUUUCUCCAGAAAGGAAUUUGUGAUUUUGGCUCAAACUGCCGAUUUUCUCACAUGUCUGAAGAGGAGCAGUUAAACCUGAAGAGAUGGUUGGAAGAGGAGAAGCAGCAUAAAGAGGACUCUGAGGACAGAAUCAUGCUAGGGCGAAGUAUCGAAGAAUGGUUUUCAAAAAGGGAAAAGAAGCAAGCUGCCCUUAAUAGAAAAGGGGAUAAAAAGAGUAAGGAGGACAGUGAGGAGGUGGAAGUCGAAAGUGAGAUACCUCAACAAUUACUCUCCAUUCCUGACCUCCCACCCUCCCUUCUACCUCCACCUCCAGGUGGAUGGAGAGUCAGAGUAAACACUGAAUGGGGUUGA